Schistocerca gregaria is the source of this 3584-nucleotide messenger RNA. RefSeq names its product UDP-glucosyltransferase 2-like. The record is from RefSeq and is a predicted model, not a curated record. Bases 172 to 1725 code for a protein of 517 amino acids. Lineage: Eukaryota; Metazoa; Arthropoda; Insecta; Orthoptera; Acrididae. Gene Ontology annotation, molecular function: UDP-glycosyltransferase activity. The transcript is spliced from 6 exons.
GUCAGUUGUGCAGUGUUCGUUGUUGCAAAUGGAGUUCAUUCGCUGUGUGCAACAGAAAGACACCACAUUCUGAAAAGAUCGUUGACGACGAGAGACUGAUUGUGCUUCUACGACUCCAGAUACUGAAGCAAGACUAAAAUCUGAAGGAUUCCGCAGCGUUACUGGUGGUUUAUGAAGAUGAAUACGUGGGUGCUGGCGGCAGCCGUUCUCUCCGCCGCGGCCCUGGAUCCGUCUGGCGCGGCAAACGUGCUGGGCCUGUUUCCGUACCCGGGCGUCAGCCACUUCGUGGUCUACGAGCCCCUCAUGAAGGCCCUGGCCGCUCGAGGGCACCGAGUCACCGUCUACAGCCACUUCCCGCAGCGCCAGCCAUCGCCCAACUACACGGACGUCAGCUUGGCCGGCUCCAUGCCCCUAGUGGUAGAGAACGUCCCUUUCUUCCCAGGGAUCGGAACCAACAACAUUUUCACAGACGUGUGCGGUAUCGAGGCGACAGCUCUGAACACGUGCGAGGCUACACUUGAGUCUCACGCUAUGCAGGAACUUAUGAAAUCCAACGAGUCGUUCGAUCUCGUCUUUACUGAAAUGUUCCACUCCGACUGUAUGCUGCCUUUUGUGCACAAGUUCCAGGCGCCCCACAUCGCCAUGUUCUCCUCCGUCCACAUGACGUGGACUGAUUACCGUUUCGGCAAUCCGACUAACCCUUCCUACAUCCCUACUCAGUUCUCCCCAGGAAUCUACAGGAUGAACUUCCUCCAGCGGCUGAAAAACACGUUCUUCUCCGUGUACCUGAAGUGGUACUACGACUGGUAUGUGGAGCCUGCCAUCAACGCCAUGGCAGCGAAACACUUCGGCGAGUCGCUACCGCCGAUGCACGAGAUUGCGAAGAACACCAGCCUCUUGCUGCUGAACACGAGUCCCCUGCUCAACCUUCCUCGGGCCAUGGUGCCCGCGGUAGUAGAGGUGGCUGGAAUCCACUUGCCGCAAAUUAAGAAGCUUCCACAGGACAUACAGAAGUUCAUGGACGAGGCCGAGCAUGGAGUGGUUCUCUUCACGUUUGGCUCAACAAUCCGGCCAGAAGCUAUGCCCGAGGAGGUGACGGCGGCAAUGGCGGCAGCCUUCGCUGAGCUGCCGCAGCGUGUGCUUUGGAAGGGGAACCCGGGUGGCGUCCCCAACCUUAGCCCCAACGUCAUGAUGCGCAGAUGGCUGCCACAGAUAGACGUCCUUCGUCACCCCGGGAUUCGAGUCUUCAUGACGCAUGGCGGCCAGCUGGGAGUCAUAGAGGCGGUGUACAACGCCGUUCCCAUGGUAACGAUUCCGCUCUUCGCCGACCAGCACAGGAACAGCAUAGCCUUGGUCGACAAGGGCGUCGCGGUGCUGUUACCCCUCCUCGAAGCCACAGAGGAACGCAUCUUGUCCGCGUUGCGACAAGUGCUGAACGACCCUGGGUACAAGGAGCGCGCCGAGGAGCUGUCGCGCGCCUUCAGAGACUGGCGGACGUCGCCCCUGGAGACGGCCGUCUUCUGGUCGGAGUACGUGCUGCGCCACGGCGGCGCCCCCCACCUGCGCUCUGCGGCGGUGGAUGCGCCGCUCGCCCAGUACCUGCUGCUCGACGUGCUGGCUGCUGCCGUGGUAGCAGUCGCCUCCCUCCUGCUGUGCUGCCGCCUCCUCACCAGGAGAGUUACCACACUGUGCAGGGGCUCUCCCGACAAGCUGAAGGCCCACUAGCUCCACCACACCAACCAGUGCUCGUGUGAACCGCAAGGCGAUUUUGUUGGACGAGAGUGUGUCGCCUUCUGGACAUUUCUGUCGCCAGUCAUUCGUCGUUUUUUCUCACUCACUUUGGAUAUACCGCGGGGAUACGUUGACAUAAGUCCUUCUUUUAUAAAUUUACGAUUUUCACCAUUUGUAGUCGUUUUAGAACUGCGUUUCUCUUCUUUCCAUCACCAGGUUUCUUUAUGGCACUCUCAUACUCAAUCAUUAUCCUCUUAAGGGAUUAAUUUCAUAACUCAGCCGAAAUUUUGCUGAAAUCUACCCAGAUUCAGGUAUUUCACUGUCGAUGUGUAAUUUUAAGGUUGCUGAAAUGCCGUCUUAUCCAUCUAGACAGGCUGUCGCUGUCUUAAACUAAAAAUGAAGUUACAAAUUAUUAUGUUAACCUAUUGUUCAGUGAGUGCAGGCGUCCGAAAAGUUUUAGCCUUGUGUUUUUUAAUCUGUUUCUGUGGAAAUGUUUGUUCUUUCUCUUGUUGCAGGUGUUUUCGUUAUUCUUCUUUGGCCACUUAAUUUUCAUUUCAUAUUUUUUUCACGUUUUCAACUACUCUCAUCCACACAAUAUCUCUUGCUUAAUUACCGCUUCAGUACAUUUGGCCGUAGCCGUUUUAUGUUAGUUUGUGCAGACCCUUCUUAACCUUUCGUUAUUGAUUAUGCCCUCUAGUCCGAUGGAUUGGAUCCGCUCAUUUACGAAUUUAAAUUUGUCAAUUCUCUCUUCCUUUCCUCACUGUGCUCUUGUCCUCGGUACAUAAAUUCAACAUAUUUAAUUUAUAGUCUCGUUUUCGCCGUAACUCCAUCAAUAGUUUCUGUAGUACUAUUUGUGGCUCUUUUUUCCUUCUUAUUGCUUCUCCCCAGUAUCUUAAGAGUUUAUGCAGCUUUUAAAAAGCACUGUUGAAGGACCAUUACUGUGAGGAACUCCAGUUCUAACUUCGGACGGCUCACUAACUGUUACAGCCCUACUUGUGAGCGUAUUUUUCUCUUUUUUUGUUUUUCUGUCUAUACUUAUUUAUUUUUGCAUCAGAAAUAUCGUUUCAUAAAUAGAAUAAUCACCUUGCAUCAGGUAUUCUCCGCCUCUGCUCAGUCAUUAAUUGAAACGGUGAACAAAAGAAAUACGUGAAAAUUAUUAAGUACUAAUACAGGACCCUCUGUUUUUCACCAAUGCAGUGUUCAACUGUAUUUGUGUCGUGUGGGUGUCCUCAUGUGUUGUUGUACUGUCUACUGUUGCUCUGUUGUAUUUCUUUUUUAUGGUUGGUUACUGGAAUUAAAGUAAGGAAGAUGUUGAAAUCUGGUGCCAGAUCAUAGCAUACUCCUCUCAAAUUGCGCGAAAAUGGCCACCAAUUUUAAGGCCUUCCAGCGCAUGGACGUUUCACCGUACGCAUGUUCACAUGCCUUCAGUCUACAAAGCAGGAUGUUUCCCAACACUUUGUUGCUCAAGAGCUGUACAUGCGUUAAGUACUUUGGAUGAAAAUUUUACCUGUCACCAAGAUUAGAGCAACCUACCUCAGUGUCAGCGCCACAAAAGCGCCGCAACAGUCAUAUUGGCUAGACAGAGAGGAUGCACAACAUGUUUGAUCAUUUACCCAUGUGCACAACAGCAAUCUUGUGUUCCAUAAGGGAAGUGUUACAAGUCUGUAACUUAGAAACAACAUUAUACACAAGUAGCGGACAACAGUAGCUCAUACAGAACAACGCAAUGUGUCUGGGAUAGUUUUCAGAUGGUUAAAUAAACCAAGUCAAUCAUGACGUGAUGUAUUACAUUAAUCUGUAGCAGAAAACUCAUUAUUGCUACUAGAGCUGUAAAUAAAGCUUAUUGUAUCUUU